Molecule: messenger RNA, 3447 nt
Organism: Dicrocoelium dendriticum
Lineage: Eukaryota; Metazoa; Platyhelminthes; Trematoda; Plagiorchiida; Dicrocoeliidae
Source: the annotation of a GenBank genome assembly
AUCACCAAACUGCAUUGUUUCCCAACCGAUUGCUGACGGCGGCGCCAACAUGUGGUUACCGCUCGGAAUUCUCCUCUCUCUUUUCUAUGUGAAUGCCUAUACCAAUCCUUACGUAUGCACAUUCGACCAAAAUGCUUGUGGGUGGUCUAAUGACCCAAACAACUGGAAGUACUCUUGGACUGUGGAAGCGUGGUCAUCAGCGGAUCCAGGAACACUUAGGACAACCAAUAGAGCCAUGUGCUUGUCUGCUUCUGCUUUUGAACUGAACGUAUGGCCGAAACAAGCUUCUAAUUUUGCUUCAUCAGAUCGAGUCAGUCUGAUUCCUGCGGGUAGGUCUACUGCGAAGAAGAAGCAGUCCAUCCAGGCACGAUUGUGGAGCCCGUACCUUACAGCCGAGGACGGAUUUCGGUGUCUGCAGUUGCAAUACUGUAUUAAAUCUGGUAACCACUUUGAUCCCAUCGGCUCAGAGGGCGGAAUGUCGCUGGCACUACUAUUUAGACGCGAAGGGUCUUGCGUUAAUCAAAACGUGGCUGAUGGCCGCGAAGCAUUUGUCUGGAUUUCCUGCACAUUAUCCAACCGCUCACUUCGUAUUAGUGAACAAGGGUUUGCUCAAACCAUCAUCUCGACAACAUUCUCACACUUCCAUCGACCUUAUUCACCUUUGGGACAAUCCACUACUCCGGAUUUAUUGGUGCUGCUAUGUCGGUGCUUAUUACUGGGUACCAGUCUCCUUUACUUAGCUUCACACCUCUUCCAUUCACGUGCACCGUUGUGCUACAACCGUUGUGCAAACAACAAACUGUGGACUUCUGAUCAACAUCCGGCAUCUGAGUACUCUGUCUUAAAUUCUUGGCAACAAGUAUCGGUCCCACUGAGUCACAAUGGCGACUUCAAGCUAAUAUUAGAAGGCACCAUACCAGCGGGGUACCCCGAUGCACGGAUUUGUGUGGAUAAUAUUACCUCAUACACGGAACCAUGCAGUGCUCUUCAGAAGUCAAGUGUCACAACCAGCAGUCAGUGGAGUUGGGCGCAGUAUUUCGGGAUCACAUUUGUUAGCGCCUUGGUUCUCGGUCUCACCAUCCCCAUUCUCUUCCUGGUCAUUUUGAUAUGGGCCUGUCGUCGACGCCACCACUCACUUCAAUCUCCCUAUACUGAUAACAAAUUGUUCUCCACCAACCUGUGGUAUUAUAUCGGAGGCAAAGAUAUAUGUGAUGAUCCGACUGGAUUUCGCGGAAGUGCCAGCUUAGUACGCUCCAACAAGCAUCACGGCCUUCCAUCAAGCGCUGGGACCUCAUUGAACGGGACCGGUCAACCAGGCACAGAUGUGAUGGACCUACCUGACGUCGUUAUACCCGGGGGUCGAGUCGUCUCUUUUAGUUAUUCUGGUAAUACUUUGGGCCCCGGCACGGCUGUGCGCCAUAUGUCACAAAUUAACAGUUCUCCAGUGCAAACUGUUAAUUGUUUCACCACCGGUUUGAGCAACGUUGGUACGGCGUCCUCACUUAGCUCAGGAACUACAGCUCCCACGCCUGUUCUCCUUGGGAAUUCAGUUCAACCACCGGCUAUCAUGACACAAUCGGCUGCGCCAAAUUUUGGAGCUGAUGCGAGCACUCCCCGGUUUCCGGACCCGUUGAACGCACCUUAUAACGCCUGCGUUGCACCCAUGGUUUCUGCCCAGCAGGCUCAACCGCUUGCUCCAAACGCUGUCGCAUUCCAACAGUCUGUUGUCCAAGCUCAGCAAUGCUCAAGUGCAUUGACACCAACGGCCGUCCAACAACAUCAACAAGUUCAGCCAUCACUACUGCCACCACCACCUCAACAGCAAAUGCAGUCUCAUCCAAUGCAAUCUCAACCCCUACCGGUACAACAGCAUCAACCACAACCACAGGGCAUGCCAAAUGUAGUGCAACUCCCUCUAACACAAUUUUCACAACCACCGGUGAGCCAGGUCUCUGUUCCCCAUCCUCACUCAACACCACAAUUGCAGCAGCAUCAGCAGCAGCAGCAACCCCGGUCUAUCGUCCAGCCCGUUCAAUUACCACCACCUCAGCAACAGAACCUGCAGCCCCACUCAUUUUCGGCUUACCCUCUUUCUUCAGUUCAGCCGGUUGCACAGCAGCACAGGUUGCAAAUUCCCGUGUCCACGGCUCCUGUUACCCCACAGGCACACUCACUGUCAAAUGUGCCGCCUCAGUCGACGGUUCAGACCACCCAACAGAUCGUUCCAGGCCAGCUGGUUGCGGCAGUUACUCCAACUACACGUACUCAGCCAUCGCCUACGACCCUUCCUCAGAACGAUCAAUUGACAGAAGCCAAUCAACAUGCUGCAAUGGCUGCUCUGUUUGCGGCUACUGGUCAGCCAGAAUCCCCGCAGGACACUUUGAUUCAUGGUGCGGUCCCGGAUUGUCGUCCAGAAGCGAGGGACGAUUCCUAUAUGGAUCUCAACCAAACUGUGUUGCGAGAAGACCAUCCGCCCCCGGGCUACGAUGAGGCUAUCGGUUUGGUUAUGGCCCGCCCGAUUCAAAACGGAUAUAGCGUUCCAGUAUGCAAUAACGGAAACCUAGGCAAUAAUCUAUGUCACAACACCAUGGCCAAGCCCGUCUUAGCUUUUCCCACUGAAGUCGCUGCAGUGCCAGCCUUGCCGCCUAGGCGCAUUGUAAACGGAAUGGGCGUGGAUGACCUCGAGGAUGCACAGUUAAACACCUGCCUUUCUUUAGCCGAGAGGUAUGGUCUACCUGUGGCAGAGAUCUGAGUCCGUUGUUGGUGGCCUAGUAUUUGUCUGAUAGCAUGUGCGCUGGUAUUUCUACAGCUGACUUUUAUUUUUAGCCCAGUCUCAUUUUGCCCAUUCACUUUUCUUUGUCUCUCAUUUUCCCCUGAAUUUGUUUUGCCUUCCUGUCAUUUUUGUUUAACAGCAUCAAUUUAUAUAUUUUUCCCAUUUCUUCGCAAGUCUAGCGUCUUGUCAUUUUCUCCUAUGGACCUUAACUCCGAUAUUCCACUUCCUUUUCUCCACUUCAAACUUUUUGACUUCGCUACAUUUUUCUUCGAAUUUUCACUGCUCAUCAUGACAUGACCAGCCACCAUUCUGACGUCUUCUUGUUUUUGUUCGCUGAGUCCGCUGAUUGACUUUGUUACGUGACGAUGGCAUAAGGCAAUAUCUGCAUGCCGUUACUUUUAUUUGCUGUUGUUUAACUUCGUCUUUUAUCCUAACCUGCUUUUUAAUCUAUUUUAUCGCUUCCCGCUGACUUUCUUUGAGUACUACUGCCGCGCCGUUCUUUUACCAAUAGUCAUACAACGCAGCUUCGUCCAUAACUUCGUGUUCACCUUGUCAUUCUAAUGCGUAUUCAAAAUGUACCUUCAUAUUCAUACUUUUCAGCUUAAUGCUAUUACCCGCUGUUCUCACCGUCUCUUAGGCAUUAAUUAAAUAUAUCUCCGCUUUACAAAUGCUUU